CAGCCCUCUGGGGACCUGGUCCUGGACAAGAUCCCUGAGCAAGCGGCGCUAGGACCCCCGGGCAGUCUGGGAGAUGGGAUGGGCGGGGGGAGGAAUACCUUACAUGGUUCCCCCGGGGUCGUCAACUGAGCCCGCAGCCCAAAAUAGCCCCCGCCGCCUGCUGGCCUGCGUCUGGGCCGGGCGAUGGCUGCUGCCUCCCACCCCGUGGAGUUGGGUUCUCCCUGGGGACCCACUCACCCGGAGCCCCCUCCCACCCGUUUCCACCGUGUGCACGGAGCCAACAUUCGCGUGGACCCCUCGGGGACGCGGGCCACACGCAUAGAGAGCUUUGCCCACGGUGUGUGCUUCAGUCGCGAGCCGCUGGCCCCCGGCCAGGUAUUCCUGGUGGAGAUCGAGGAGAAAGAGCUGGGUUGGUGCGGGCAUCUGCGCCUCGGCCUGACUGCGCUGGACCCCGCUAGUCUGGCUUUUGUGCCGGAGUUUUCGCUACCCGACCUGGUCAGCCUGGGCCACUCCUGGGUCUUCGCCAUCACUCGCCACCACAACCGCGUGCCCCGGGAGGGCCAAUCGGAGGCAGAGGCAGCGGCCCCCAGCCGACCCCCAGGCCUCCUGGUGGAACCAUAUCUGUGCAUUGAGCAGUUCAGAAUUCCCCGGGACCGCCUGGUGGGCCGAAGCCGGCCAGGCCUCUAUAGCCACCUCUUGGACCAGCUCUAUGAACUGAAUGUAUUGCCUCCUACAGCCCGCCGCAGCCGCCUGGGCGUUCUCUUCUGCCCGCACCCAAAUGGUACCGCAGACAUGCACAUCAUCAUCAACGGCGAGGACAUGGGCCCCAGCGCCAGGGGCCUGCCAGCUGCCCAGCCUCUAUAUGCGGUGGUCGACGUGUUUGCCUCCACCAAGAGCGUGCGCCUGGUCCAGCUCGAAUAUGGCUUGCCGUCCCUGCAAACUCUGUGCCGCCUAGUGAUCCAGAGGAGUGUGGUGCACCGGCUGGCUAUUGAUGGGCUCCACCUGCCCAGAGGACUUAAGGAUUUCUGCAAGUAUGAAUGAAGGCCUGUAGCGACGCAGAGCAGGGGGAGUGCAUCCUGCUACCCAAGCUGAGGCUGGUCUGAAACUGGCCACAUUGCUGCCAACCAGGGCCAGAAAUAAACACAGCUGAAGGUGACAUUCUUUUGGUCAUUGGGUCGUCCCCUUGCCCCUGCAGUUUGUGAGAGGCAAUUCUAGAAUCACUGCAGGUCAGCAGAUCAUAGUAAAGACAGCAUUUUAACCUUUUA
This is a messenger RNA of Heterocephalus glaber (naked mole-rat), 1265 nucleotides long. It is a transcript of the gene Neurl2, whose product is annotated as neuralized E3 ubiquitin protein ligase 2. Gene Ontology annotation, biological process: intracellular signal transduction. NCBI's taxonomy places the organism in Eukaryota, Metazoa, Chordata, Mammalia, Rodentia, Bathyergidae. The record is from RefSeq and is a predicted model, not a curated record. Gene Ontology annotation, molecular function: ubiquitin protein ligase activity.